This is a messenger RNA of Phaedon cochleariae (mustard beetle), 3913 nucleotides long. The record is from the annotation of a GenBank genome assembly. Lineage: Eukaryota; Metazoa; Arthropoda; Insecta; Coleoptera; Chrysomelidae.
AUGAACGGUAAGGAAUGUGCCGAUGGUUUUGGAGUCCUAACAGAAAUGUGCUCCAGAUUCGUGGAUUUCCCUAGUGUUCACGACCAUUACAAGAUGAAAAGUGGAAAUCAAAAUGGCGUCAUUUACACAGAAGUUGUUGUUAUUGGCAACGGACCCAGCGGCAUUGCCCUCUCCUACAUGCUCUCCGGUCACGUCCCGUACCUCAUCUCCGAUGACCACCCGGACGAGAUGCUGGCGGCGCGGCUGCGCCCCCUGGUGGGCGAGUGUCUGCUGGGGCAAGACCUCGGGCAGCUGUCCGACGGCCUCGAGGGCCGCACGACGAACCAGAUGUCGCUGCUGCUGGACGCGCUGCUGCAUCCGUGCGCCGACGUCGGGCUGGAGUUGGAGCCGCUGGUCGAGUUCAGGCGGACGGGGAUCAAGUUUGACCACAUUGUGUUAGGAAAAGGACCUCCUGGCGGUUCUUGGCACCACAUGGACCCCCAAAUUCUGACUCUAUCUCUGGGAAGUUGGAUGUCUCUACCUGGUCUACCACUCAUCACCAGAGAUUCCAGAGAGAAAAGAGCAUAUGCUUCAAAUGUGGCAAAGUAUUAUGUCCAGUAUACCGAGCAAAUGGAUCUGGCAAAGCAUUUCAGGAACAACGUUUCAGUUCAUUUAGUGGAGAGAUUGGAUGACUCUUCUAGCCAAUUCCGCAACGAUCGCUGUGAAAGAAGCAUCCUUAAGAGAAACAAUUGGGUGAAGAAAGUCAACAAAGAAAUGAGAGAGGACGAAGAGGCUGGCAUUGAAUCGGAAAUGGAUAAGACCAGAAAUAGAAAAGACAAAACAUGUUUCAUUUCAAACGCCAUCAACUGCUUGAUGUUGAAGCACAGAAAGAAGUCGCGAUGUAAGAGGCCCAGAGACAGUAGCCCGAAAAGACAACUGGUCACCGUAGACCCUCAAUUGCCUAGUGACAAAAAACGUUCAAUAAGUUUAUGCUGUGAUUCUAGAAAUGUAUGUGAUAAGUACAAUGAUACCGUUAAUAUUUAUUCUCUGAGGAAUUCCUGUAGCCUAGACUUUAAUCCAGUGCCUUCGGCUUAUAAUUUAGAAUGUGAUCCGGAGGCCAACUGGCUGGUGACAGCGGUGGAUACGCAGACAGGAGAGAAAAUCGAUUAUUCCUGUAAAUACUUGGUGUUGGCAACCGGCGGCAAUGAUUUGCCGAAUAGAUUAGAGGUUUCAAAGGAAAAGGGAGAUCCAAACUGGUUGGUCUAUGAUUUGAGGAGCUUAGAGGAAAAAGUUGAUGCUCAUGUUGAAUGUCAUCAUAGCGAUGAAAUUGAUCCUGUUCUGGUAGUGGGUGCCGGUUUGAGUGCAGCAGACGCCAUCAUAGCAACUAGAGGAAGAAACAUUCCAGUUAUCCAUGUGUUCAGGAACAAGUCUCCUGAGCUCAAUAAACUCCUACCUGAGAAUUUGUAUCCGGAGUACCAUAAGGUUCACCAGAUGAUGACAGACGGAGGUUCCACUUACCCCUUGUACACAGCAUACCCGGAAUACAACCUCACAGAUUUGGACGAGGAUUCGCACACGGUGAUCCUAACCUCAAAAGAGGGAGUCGCAAUCAAAUUCAACAUCUCCUAUGCCGUGGUGCUCAUCGGAUCGAGGCCGGACCUGUCAUUCCUCUCCGACGGGGCUCAAAUUGGCGUCCGCAAGGAUUUGCCCGUAGAUUGCAAAACCAAUACGGUGGAUAUAGAUAGGUUAACUUAUGGUGUGAAUGGUUAUGGUAAUUUAUUUGUUCUUGGCCCUUUGGCGGGCGAUAAUUUUGUUAGGUUUUUGCCAGGUGGGGCUUUGGCGGUUAUCGAAGAAUUGUACAAAAGAAAUUCAUACAGUUGACCAAAUUGAACAUAAUGAUAUAGUUGUACUUGAGCUGGAGGAUAGUCAAAGUUGAAUUUUGUGUUUAUAAAUAAUUGUGAUAUUCUUAGAAACGAUUUUUUUACCUCUAAACAAUCAUACAUUUUAAAUUAAUUCAUAUAAAUUAUUCUAAUUUCCAUAACAAGUUGUAUUGUUGUAGCUUCAAGCUUAACAACACUGGCUGUGAAAAAAUAAUGAUUUUUGAAGAAAUCAUUAAAUGUGUUUAACCACAAGAAGUUGAGGCGGAUAAAAUGUUGAAAUAUCUUUCAGAAAAUUAAUUCGUUAUGUAUCAAGUAGGUACAUAGAAAUAAAAGAUGAAAAUAUGAAUGAUUCAAAUAAAAACUUGUAACUUGAAAAACUUCUUGUCUACACCAUCUUGUUACCAGUUCGUAAAUUACCACUAUUGGAUUGGUUUAUUCAAGGGACCUCGAAACUUGACAGAUGGAAAUCGGUUCUAAGAGUGUAGUGUUGGUGACUUGGAACUUGUAUAUCCGGAGAACAUAAUUCAAGGGGUGAUUCUUCUCAUGGAAUCAAUGCAACUGUUUCUAUAAUAUUUUCAUAAAAUCUCAAAAGUAUCAGGUCUCAAAGUUUGUUUCUCAAAAUCAAUAUUUCUCAUAAUUAUUGUUUUAAAGUAUACGGAUCUUCUUCUGGCACACUCAUCUAUUAUUUAUAAUGGUAUGUGUUUUUUUGUUCUUGAAUCUGAAGAGCCUUGAUCACCCUUGAACCAAAGAUGAUAAACCUUUGUUAUUGUUUUUACAAGAGCGAUUUUUAGACAAUUUGAAGAGGAUCGGUAAAAAGUAAUUUGAAUAAAACAAACUUGGAGGUCUUGAGACUAUUUUAUCAGAUCUCAAGAAAAUGUAGAAAGUAGCUGUUUCUUGGUUCGAUUUUACAAGUGAAGUCACUCCUCAAGUUAUUUGCUCAUAAUAUAUAAUUAAUUCCGAAAAGUAUAUAUUCUUGAGUAACAAACAACAACAAUGAAAUUUAUUAUGGAUAUGUUGAAUUGAAAAAUCAAUAAUUUCACAUAACAAAUAUUUGCUUUACCAGGUUAUUGGGAGUAAUAGAGGACAAUCAAGUCCCCCACAGGACAGAUAAUUAUCAAGUCGAGGAAAUCACCGCUUUUCCAUUAAUCUGUUAAUUUCAUCUAGGGAAUUUGAUUCCUUUAGGCACGACAUCUUUUAACUCCCAACUUUUCUUCUUCCUGAAAUAUCAGUUCUUGGUGUACUUAGGCAGAUAAAAAUAUUUGUGUUCUGGCCAUUUAAUGAAAAUAUAAAACCUAUAAUUUUGAUAAUAAAUGUCGAAAAUUGAGGUCCCCCUUUUGAAUCUGGAUCUUUUGUUAUGUUUCGACUGUGCUGUGAUUUAAAUCUGCGGUUUUUUAUUGUAUACUGGAGUGAUUUUGAAGUGUGUCAUGGAAAUUGAAGAAACGAAUUUAUUGAUUCGUUUGCGAGACUUUUUUGAUCAUAUAGUUUUUUUUCCUGGGCAUAGACUUCAAGUUGAAGCUGAAUGCUUCGUAUUUUGCUUUUUUUUUUCUUGAUUUCCAAUUGAGUGAGGGUAUCUUAGCUGUGUGUAUGAGUUGUAUUUCUUAUAUUACCAAAAAGGAGCAAGAAUAUUUUUAUGAAUCGUUUUCUUGUCAACCUGAACUGCACUUUCAUGAAUUUCUUCAAAACAUUAAUACAUAUUCUAUUUCAUUCCUGUCUUUUUCAAAAGCUAUAAUAUUACUUACUGACACACUGAUGAUGACUGUAUAGUCGAAAAUGCUCUGCUAGGAAUAUUGAAUAAAUAAUUUUGCACCUAAUACAACACUUUGUACAAUCAUUUGGAUUUCCAAUUGCUCUUCAUACUUAUUGAAUAGUUAAUAUUUUUCAAUUAUUUUUUAUUAUUUUCGAGUUUGUUGAAUAGGUGGUAGUGGUUUGUACUCACUAUAGAAAUAAUACUAAUAUUUUUAUUUAUAGACGGGUAAAGAAAACCCCAAAAAUCUAGAGAAAUGGAAGUGUAACAAGGCCCAUUGGCAUAAAUUGAAAUAAAUAAUUUUUUUAUA